AUGCCUGUCAAAUCGCGCUGGCAGAUUGAUAUCCCCGACACGCAUUUAGCAUCUCUCCUCCUGACUUCGCCCACAGCCCCCCUAUCCAAAACGCACCGAUGCUAUUCCGAGGCCGCCCGUCCAGACACGCACUACUUCACAACCCAUGGCUUCCGCCUCUGGAGCCAGCGCUUCGCAGCUGGGCUGCGCAAGUCGGGUCUCAAGACAGGUGAUAGGGUACUGCUCUUCUCGGGAAACGACAUUUUCUUCCCUGUAGUGUUUAUGGGAAUCAUUAUGGCCGGGGGCAUCUUUUCGGGCGCGAAUCCUACCUAUGUUGCUAGGGAGCUUGCGUACCAGCUGCAGGAUAGUGGGGCGAUAUACCUCCUGUGCGCUGAAGACAGUCUCGAUACGGGGAUUGAGGCUGCGGAGAUUGCGGGAUUGGGACGGGACAAAGUAUUCGUGUUCAAUAAUGCGAUCUUUGACGGGAAGGGGAAAGGGCUGAAAGGGUGUCCGUACUGGGGCGAGCUGGUUGGGUCUGUUGAAGAGGGGACGGGCUUUGCGUGGGAUGAGCUGAAUACACCGGAGAAGGCGGAUACCACGCUCGCGCUCAAUUAUAGCAGUGGGACGACCGGGAGGCCGAAAGGCGUUGAGAUCACGCAUAAAAAUUACGUGUCGAACAUGUUGCAGUACAAUUACCUGUUUUACCUGAACCCGAAAUGGCAGGAGAAGGCAAAAAGGGCGAGAUGGCUGUGCUUCCUCCCGAUGUACCACGCCAUGGCGCAGAAUAUCUUCAUUGCGGCUGCACUCAACCGCGGGGUGCCUGUUUAUGUGAUGCCGAAGUUCGACUUCAUGAAGAUGCUCGAGUAUACUGAGAAAUUCCGCAUCACGGACUUUAUCUUGGUCCCACCGGUGGUGGUUGCACUGGCCAAGCACCCUGCUGUGAAGAGUGGGAAGUAUGAUUUGAGCAGUGUGGAAGAGGUCGGUAGCGGCGCCGCGCCGUUGGGACGAGAAGUUUGCGAAGAGGUUGAAGCUCUAUGGCCGCCUGGGAAGAUCAACAUCAAGCAGGGUUGGGGUAUGACAGAGGCAACUUGUUCCAUUCUUGGUUGGAGUCCCAUGGAGAAAUGCCUCACCGCAUCAGUAGGAGAGCUCAAUGCGAACUGUGAGGCAAAAAUCCUAGCAGAUGACGGCGUGACAGAGCUAGGAAAGAAUCAGCGCGGAGAGUUACUGGUCCGUGGCCCAAAUGUCAUGAAGGGAUACUGGCGGAACCCGCAAGCAACCAAGGAGACUUUGACGGAAGACAGAUGGCUGAAGACGGGAGACAUCGCUUUUAUCAGUGAUGAAGGAUGGUUUCAUGUCGUCGACCGAAAGAAAGAACUCAUCAAAGUGAAAGGCAAUCAGGUAGCACCUGCGGAGCUGGAAGCCAUUUUACUCGAACAUCCAGCGGUUGCCGAUGCGGCUGUUAUUGGUGUUCCAAGAAAUGAUGACGAGGCACCCCGAGCUUAUAUUGCCCUGAAACCGGGGAAGACUGCCACGGCGAAGGACAUCACGGCCUUUAUGGAGGGCAAGGUGUCGCGGAUCAAGAGGAUCACCGGCGGAGUGGUCUUUGUGGACUCGAUCCCAAAGAACCCGUCUGGGAAGAUCCUGCGAAAGGCCCUUCGAGACCGGGCCAAGGAGGAGAUGCAAGGAAUCACCGCAAAGCUAUAG
Molecule: messenger RNA, 1683 nt
Organism: Aspergillus mulundensis
Lineage: Eukaryota; Fungi; Ascomycota; Eurotiomycetes; Eurotiales; Aspergillaceae
Product: acyl--CoA ligase
Exons: 4
Coding region: 1-1683 (560 amino acids)
Biological process (GO): secondary metabolic process
Molecular function (GO): CoA-ligase activity
Source: RefSeq, a predicted model, not a curated record